Messenger RNA from Scatophagus argus, 3151 nucleotides. RefSeq names its product desumoylating isopeptidase 1a (gene desi1a). The transcript is spliced from 6 exons. The coding region runs from base 85 to 591 and encodes 168 amino acids. NCBI's taxonomy places the organism in Eukaryota, Metazoa, Chordata, Actinopteri, Scatophagidae. The record is from RefSeq and is a predicted model, not a curated record. Gene Ontology annotation, biological process: protein modification by small protein removal. Gene Ontology annotation, molecular function: peptidase activity.
ACCGCCCAGUCAGCUGUGGCACCAGGAGUCUCUAGCUUAGCCUAAAGAAAAACAAAUAAAAAAAGCUAUUUCGGUAUUUACAUUAUGGAUAAGAGUGCUACGCGAUACAAUAUACAGCUUUAUAUUUAUGAUCUAUCGAGAGGAAUGGCCCGCAGCCUCAGUCCUAUCAUGCUAGGAAAGCAGCUGGAUGGUAUCUGGCACACAGCUAUAGUGGCAUACGGUGAUGAGUUCUUCUUCGGAGGGGAGGGGAUCUCCAGCUGUUCGCCGGGUGGGACAAUGCUUGGCCCUCCGGACACAGUGGUAGAGCUGGGAGAAACAGAAGUGUCUGAGGAGAUCUUUAUGGAUUACCUCUCUUCUCUGGGAGAAAGCACAUACAGAGGUGACAGGUAUCGUCUGUUUGAGCACAACUGCAACACCUUCACCAACGAGGUGGCUCAGUUCCUGACAGGAAGAUCCAUCCCCUCCUACAUCACCGACCUUCCGUCUGAAGUCCUCUCCACACCGUUCGGCCAGAUGCUGCGGCCCAUCCUGGACUCAAUCCACAUCGCCCCUCCAGGAGGAAAUGUCAUCAACGGGGGACGAAAUGUCUAAGCUGAGAGAGCAGAAUCUCAGAGUGUUCGCAAGGUCACUUCCAUUGUAGUCAGUCAGUGAGAAGUCUCAAGCUAAUCCGUCUGUAUUUCUUUCUGUAAAUAAGUUACACACCAGUAAUGAAGAUAAAGAUUUUUCUAAACUAUAAUUGAUUGCUUGCCUGUUAAUCUUGAAAAUUCAUAAUCUAAGUUUAACUGCCUCCUUAAAAUCUACAUGGUUUAUCAAUAUCACAAAUCAAAUUAAGUGUAACAGAAGCAAUUUUGGGUUUACCAGCAAAGCUAGAUUUUGAAAUUUCCCCAGACUAAAGCUUACUUUGAUGAAUGUUGCCUUCUUAGAAAUACAUCUACAGAAAGUCAGAUAUCGAGUUUAGAUUUAUAGCACUGCGGCUUAAUCUAGCUUAACUUUUACUUUCAUUCCAUAACACAGAAAUAUUGCAGUUUUUACUCCAGUACAUGUAUCUAAGAGCUGUUAUUAAGCCACAUACAACAUUAAAAUACCUCUUGCACAUUAGUGCAUCCAUCUUAAAAAUGCUCCUGCUUUUAUUUAAGUUGGAACUUACAGUUUUUUGUCCAUUUUGGGUAUGACAGUGUUUAUUUCAUAAAAAGUCUUCUGAAAAGCUCUUCCAUUUAGUCAUACGAAUUUUGUUCUUUUGUCACCACAUAUCAGGUUUCACGUGUUUUCUGCAGUGAGAAUCAUCUGCUGCUGACUACAAUGAAUGUAAUCUGAGUGUACACUUUUGCAUAGAUAUGUUUAUUAUUUUCAAUUGAGUGGAUGCAAGUUGAUGGAAAAUUUUGAAGAGUCUUUAAAUGUUGAUUAUAUUUAAAUUUUGCACCUUUAUGAUUUCUUUGACUUUUUUGUUGUUAGGUAGUCUGUAGUUAAUUUCCCAUCAGUUAUCCUUUUUAUGCUUGUGAGUUUUGUCUUUACCGUUUCUGAUGAACUUCUCUGUGGUCGCCUACUCACUGAACCUUAAAUUAUCAUUCCAGUUGUCACAUCGCUUGUGAUAUUACAUACAGCAGGUGAUUGAUGCCACUCUAAUUUGAUAAGAUUGUAUAUUCAGGUAAUCCUACAUAUAUGAAAGUAAACCCUGGUAGACAUUUGUUAACGGUAGAGUUGAUUACAAAAGUGUAUGUCAUGUAGGGCAAGAAGGCAACACACCAAACGGUUCCUGAGAGCUGUAAAAUCGUUUUCCAGACAAUCCCAGUCUUUUCUUAAAAGAUUUUUGGCAACAACAACAAAAAAACAAACUUUUUUUUUUUUUUUGAUUAGAAACAAUCCCAAAUGUAAGAUUUUUGGUAUCAGAUAUAUUCUUUGAUAUGAAAGUGAGCGCCAUCACAGACCUGACAGACCCUAAAUUGUGCCUCUUGGCCUGUUACCGGCUUCAAGGGAAGAUGGUGACAUCAUAGAUACAUUUUAUUAUACUUUUUUUUUCUUUUUUUUUUUUUUUUUAAAUACACUCAUUGUAGUUGCCAUGUGGUAAUUCUAAACAACUGCAUGUCCUCAGAUUUUUUUUUUAAUGUAGAGUUGACCUUAUGUUAAACUGUCAACUUAAUAAUAACUUGCUUGAGUCCUUUAACAGCCACCAGAGUGUGUUUAAUAGACAAUGCACCUCUGUGCCUUCAUUUCCCUCUGCUUGGCUACAGUCACACUGUUGGCAUGGUUGUAAUAUAGCACAGAUGGUAACUUCCUGUGCAGUCCGCAUGAAAAAUUUGGGAGUUGGUUUGCUGUGUAAAGGUCCAGAAACCCUAAGCUCACUGAUAUUGACCAUGCGAUGCAUGGAUUAAAUCCUGCAAGUGAGUGAAGGAAACACAAGCAGUUGUAAAAUGUUUCAAGGUUAAACAAAAAUGUGGCUCCAGUAACACUCACAGCCUAUAAUCUCAAUGAAUUAUCCACUGUGCUCUGCCAUCAGAAAGAACACAUAGCUGUCUAAUCUGAAAAUAAUGCAUAGGUUACAUGUGUUAGGGGUUAUCUGAUUAAGACAGUGUUACAGAGAUGAAACGUUUUUGAACUUCGUAAGCUUGAACACUGAAGAAGCACAGAAAAACAAGAAAUCUCAAAGAGUGAUUAGACCAGCAUUCACUUUCAUUGUAUUCUCCUGCAAUAACUAAACCUCAAACAUUUUACCUUUCAAGCACCAUCACACGGCACUCAAUGCUUGAUCAAUUCUCUAGUCUACUUGCACAAAAACAUUAGAUGUGUGAACAUUUUAAAACAGUUUUUUAGGAGUUUGUAAGUAUUUGGCUACUUUUAGGUUAUUCCCACUUUAAAAGGCUGGAAAGCUCAGGUGAAUCUGGUUUCUGUUAUUCUGCCUUCUGCUAACCAACUAACCGACAUGCUAAACAGACCACUGAAAUGUAUUACUGCACAAGUCACCCUUUGUUGCUCUAAUAUAUGUUGUUUCGGGCUGCUAACAGUAAUGUGAAAUUGCAAAAGAUAGUUACAGAUUUUAUUCCCAAUUUAAGUGAUCUAACUAUGGUAGAUAUUGUUUGUGUAAUUGUUUAAAAUUUGUUUUUGUGUUUGUUUUUUAAAUUUGUAAUUCUACCUGCAUAAAAAGCCAUUGACUGCA